AAGAAUUCAAGACUUCAUCUGAACCGCCACUCGUCGAACAUACACGCUAAAUCAAUCCGCAUAACGUCGAAAGCCAACUUCUUCAACCAAGCUAUCCUUCGGCACCCACAACCAAGCUCACGACCCAUCGAUCCCCUCCCGAUCCUCCCGACAUCGAAUUCCAAACCACAGCUGCAAACUUCCCUUCCUCCUCCGACACAAUGGGUCUCUUCUCCUCCUUCCAAUCCGAGGAAGCCAAGCGCGCCGAAGAAGUCCGCACAGGCGCCGUCGCCCCGGACCGCAGCGAACGCCGCAAGUGCUGGGAGGCCCGCGACGCAUACUUUGGCUGCCUCGACCGCAACGUCAUCGUCGACGCCCUCAAGGACGACGCCAAAGCCCGCAAGGCGUGUCCCGCCGAGAACCAGGUCUUUGAGCGGGAUUGCGCUGCUGCGUGGGUAAAAUACUUUAAGCAAUGGCGCGUAGCAGACCUCCAAAAGAAGCAGCGCAUAGCCCAGCUCGAAGCCGAAAACGCAAUCAAGAUGGACGUCACCACCACCUUUGCCGACCAGCCCUUAGCCCCCUCCUCCUCCAAGGGACCGACGCCAACAAAGGUUGAUCUGCAGGAUAUGCUCGCCUCGAGGAGGCAGUGAGACGGGGAUCCUUCGAGUUCAAGACAAAGAAACAAUUUCAACAUGAACGGACGAACUAAACAACAAACCCCAGUCGAGUCAGAUUCGGGGUGAAAUGGGAGGAUUCUCCCUCCUCAGCUUCAUUCUGUCUCUGGCCAAUCUGCUCGAUGACGCCGAGUCGUCGGCAACUGUAUAUGGGCCCUUUGAUAUCAGAAAACCCCUCCUUCCUCCAGCCACCAUACGCUGGUGUACAACACUGUGUUUCUAUACACUCCUCUCCUCAGGGGUCCGGCGG
Molecule: messenger RNA, 903 nt
Organism: Colletotrichum scovillei
Lineage: Eukaryota; Fungi; Ascomycota; Sordariomycetes; Glomerellales; Glomerellaceae
Exons: 2
Coding region: 201-629 (142 amino acids)
Biological process (GO): mitochondrial respiratory chain complex IV assembly
Cellular component (GO): respiratory chain complex IV; mitochondrion; mitochondrial intermembrane space
Source: RefSeq, a predicted model, not a curated record